Chara braunii is the source of this 6970-nucleotide messenger RNA. The record is from the annotation of a GenBank genome assembly. NCBI's taxonomy places the organism in Eukaryota, Viridiplantae, Streptophyta, Charophyceae, Charales, Characeae.
GCGAUUGCAUCGACUGUCAACGCUGGAGAGACUUGCGCCAUGGAGACAGAGGACAUUGUAAAGGGUCUUGCAGAUGGCAGCAAGGAAGGGAUUUCGGCUGAGAUGAACACCACUGACUGUGCAGACGUGCUGGCAACAAUAUAUGCACAUACUGCAGAGAUGAUGGGUAAUGGUGAUGAAUCAGACAAUGAUGCAGGAGGGAGCACUUGUGAGACGGAAAAGGUUGGGGAAGAGAGAGGAGAGGGAGGUAUGGGGAGCAGGGAAAAUCAUGCAGGGUGUAUUGUUGAGGAUGAAAAUGUGGUCAAGACAUUAGCAAGAGAACAGUUCCCAUAUGACAUCAAUUGGGUGCCUGGUCGUGUUCAACCGGGUAUUGUUGGAGGAGUACCCUGCUUCGCGUUCAAAGUGGCUGGGACUUGGGUUCCAUUUCCUGUCUCCAAAACAAGCGCAUGGCGAAACGUGACUCUGUCAAUCGUGUUUGACAGAGUUAUAAGGUUGAACGAUGCGGCAAGAGCUCGGAAGAAAGGGCAACAUGUGUUGAAAAUGUGGCGUGUUCUGGAGGCGAGGGGCGAGUUGAGGCUUAACAAUUUUUUGUACGACAGUUUUGAUUGCGGAACGCCAUGGGUGAUUGGUGGGAACGAUGCAGCAACGAGAACGGUGUGCCCCGAGAAUGAUGCAAGGAGGGAUCCUAGGUGGGGUUUGGUGCCAUAUGAGAUCCCGAUUACAUGUGGCCGGGUGAGGAUGCAGAUGCGUGAUGCCAUGGGAAAUGUCUGGAACACGCAUUACAUCAAUGGCAGGUUCUCCUUCAGGCAUCUCAACAGGGAGGUGUCAGAAGAGGAGAAGAAGGCAAUGACAUGUCCCCCUCAUACUGCUGAGUGCUUUUUCCCACCGCUUUGGAACCCAAUGGAGUUGGAGGUGGUGGACGGGAAACUGUUCUCUGGUGAGGAUGGUGCCACAUACACAGCUGUAAGAGGGCAGGAAGCCACGUAUGAUGGACUAUGGUCGCAGAUAUGGGACCAUGUCACAUUGAGGCGUGACGUUUUGACUGCCACGGACAUUGGGGCCCAUGUCAUCCCUGAGGGACAGUUGCAGCAGCAUAUGGCCCCUGAAAAGUAUGGCUAUCGCGUCAAUUGGGUCCCGGGAUGUGGAUUGACGUGGAAGGGCAAGAGGAUAGAGAAGCGCUCCAGAAUUUCCCGUUUGUCUGCUGAGGUGGAGGGCGCAUGUGGUCCUGGUGGCAGCGCAGGGUGCUCUGCAGCACAGGGGGAAACGGUCGGCCCAAGUCACGCUGCAAUGUCCCAGAGCCCGAGGAAGAUGAAGAAGUGCGCGUCGAAACCGCCAACUGGGAAGACGCCUGCAGACAAAAAGAAGAAGAGCCCAAAGCCCGUGCCAGCCACCGAUAACACUGCAGAUGCACGCAGUCAGCCCAUAUAGAGAAGAGGACAAAAGACAAACUGUACCAUCAUGUCGAUGUCAGUAGCACAGGUGGAGAAGGAUCUUGCUGAGGUAAUGAAGUAUGCAGCGGAGGGCAUCCACUACAACGGUGACAUCGAGUUCUCUUUGCUGAAGGAGAGGGUGCCGAGGUACUUCGCAGUCAGUGUGGAUAUGAGAUCCACAAUCAUGGCAAAUGACGAGGGCUGUGUCAAGGCACGAAUGCUCUUGCAACGCUUCAGAGAGUCACCAUGUGUACACGUGGACAACGAAGUGGAACACAGUCCUUAUAGUCUAAAAGGAGUGGUUCAGUGGAUGUGCAACGAAGGGAUGUGCGAAGAUGGAGACGUGGACAUGACAAUGCACCAAAAAGGGGGAACGUAUGCACCUGCAGAUUUCAAAAAGUUGCUGGGCAUUAUGGCGAAGAACUCUGACAUGCUUGUUGAUGGGUCCAAGGACGAAUUGAAAAGUGGUGCUGCAAAGAUCUUGGUGUUGUCCAGAAUGAAGGACAUCACACAAACACCACCACAGGACUUUCAAGAUGUUCCUGUAAUUGUUGCAGAUGGUGUGGAAUAUGUUCUGCUGGAUCAGCUCUGCGAUUUCAUGAAAAAGAGUGAUGAGGACAGGAACGUCAUCCACGAGGUGUUGCACGAAGUGACAGAGUUUGCACUGCAGGGUAAAGAUCUGAUCGAAUUUAAUAUGGACAGCGGUCCACGGGUAUGCGACUGUGGCAUGCCUUUCAUGUCCUUACGAACUUUGAAUUCACAUCGUGCGAGGGCAUGCCCGGGUGUGGUGGACAAAAGAGCACAAGGGCAGGAGAUGGGUGUUGUUGACGCCUGUGGACCAUCAAACAUAGGUGCUGUGAAUCUCGUGAGCGAUGAGAGCGGGGACAUCGCAGCCCCUGAGAACGCAGACGGGGAGGGCGGGUCAUUCGCAGAGCAGCAACCGCCGCCUGCCGAGUCUUUUGACAACUGUCGCAAGCUUGUGGCACUGAUUUUCUCUGCCAGGGGCGGCGUCGGUAUGUCGCAGAGUGACAUAGAUGCUCUCUUGUCACUUCUCAAAGACCCGAGAUUCAGCACGACAGACAUUGCGUACCGUAAUAGUCGAGAGUGUUUGACAUGGGCAGGCAGUCUAGCAGAGGCUGCGGGAUGGAAGGAGUCGGAUCUGCAUAGCGACGACUGGCCACGAGAUGCGCACGCCAUCUUGUGGCACCGCGAUUGGCGAACCACAUUUCUGUCGAUUUUUAAUAUCGCAUUACAGAAAUGCGAGACGGUGUUUUGUCUAGAGGCGAGAGCACGGAUCAAAAGUUUCAGUCCCAUCAAGUCAGCCUUUUUUCUUUCAAAGCUGAAAGAACGCAAUGAGUCCCCUCGUUCGACUCCCGCCUCACGGAGCCGUGCCAGCGAUGCCGAGAACCGUUCGCCCAGGGCCCCCGAGAAGAGGUCGCGGGAAGAUCAAAUCACAAAGGUGCACCGCACCACAAAGAAGAGAAUCUCCUACAGAAAGGACACAAGGGUGGACACGAUUGAUCUGAGAGGGUCGGACAAUAUGCACAGCGGAGCCCGAGAGGAAGCAGAGGAGGAACACGGCCACCCCUCACCGGAAAAGUCCGACAGGGAGGAUGACAACGCAUCAAGGGACGAGGUCGACGACAGUGAGACCUCCCACGGACAUCCUCGCGACACUGACGAGGCUGACGACAACGACGGCGGGAGUGACGACGACACCGCGCACGAAGAGAGUGACGAUGGGUCAGCCCAAGACGACAGAAGCGCAUCUAGAAGAGCGAAUGACACGAACUCGCAAGCAAAAGUGUGCGCGAAUAGUGGAGGACAACAUCAAGUGAAUGAAGAGUCUGGUGCAUUCACAAAGAGAAUGAGGGGCAGGCUAUUCCGCUCGGUCGCGAAAGCCUUUGCGUUCUCCGCAGCAAAGGACGCAACUCUGUACCCUACAGAGGAUGCAUUUUUCACAUCGCUGCAAACCACGACCAAACUGGUCGGGGAGAUUGUGGAGGAAGGACUGCGCUCACACGUAGCGUCCUGCGGGAUUCGAGCAGUUAUAGGGGAGUGCGACAGAAUGAUGACGAUCGUGCAUGGGGAAAUAACAUGGCAACUGAAACAUUGGUUUUGGGCUGAAAAAGGGAUCCCGCUUGUGCGGUCGCAGCAAACAGAUCACCAGCUCCCCACUCGCAACAAGAUGCGAGCAGAGAUGAAGGAAAAUAAAACGUGGAGACGGAGCGGCGAUGAUCCUUGGGCCGCCCCUGCCUUCAAGACGACACUCACCAAGGUUUUUCAGAUGAGGAGGGACGGCGUCAACCUUGGAGUGACACUGCAGGAAUUAGCUUUUGCGGAGAUGGGUAUGCAAUGCGAAAAGGAGCAGAUAACAAAGACCACCAAAGCAGCGGAGCAGAUUGAAAAAUUGGUUUCUAUAAAGCAAGACAUCGUAUCAUCUCUUCGUAGCCGCGAUACAAUCAUGAGUUUUUCGAUCUUCAAGCUGGAUCGUGUCGUAUCCGUAGCUGAGAAGGCUGCUGCGCUGUUUCGAGCUGGUGUGCCGUUUGUCCACAGGAGUGGGCCUCCUACCACCACAAUAACGGAUGAUGAUUUCGACCUCGAGUUCAUUGCACCUCAGCGUGAGAGAAGCACAGACGAGGAGAGGGAUACAGAAGAUAGUCUAGUCUUCCUCGCCGUGGGAGAGGAGGACAGACGCCGCACCCACAGACGGACCGCAUCGAAUCUCAGGAGGAGACGGAUCCGCUCAGGUUCGGGAAGCGAAAGCUCGACACUUUUGUCGAAGCUGGUGGCAUGGGAACAGGCUUUUAAGUACUUGGCCGUUUUGGAUAACAUAUCGCCCUACAUGAAGUCCAUCGUCGUGGAAUCUCGUCCUCCGCCACGUGGCAUGUUCGGCUUCUUGUGGCGCUUCUGCCUCGGCAUUCAGUCGCUGAUGGACGACUCUCUUGUGGAGGAGCGUAAGAGCGUCUUCUGUAUUGCGAAAAUGCCCUUCAAAGACUCCGACGAAGUUCAUAGGCGGAUGCUGUUCAGCGUUUACGUCAGACUGACAGGUGAUUCCAGACCCGUUCCUCGACUAGGGGACCACUGGGAAACUAUAGGGUUCCAAGGCAAAGACCCAGCCACAGAUCUGCGGGGAUGCGGGAUGCUUGCGCUGCUGCAGCUGCUGUAUGAAGCGGAGCACAAUGCAGAGAACAUGGGCUGCAUCUUCAGACUGUCCCAGGAUGGAACUCACGGGUUUCCGCUAAGUAUCAUUUCAAUCAACAUCACCAAAUGGGCGUUGGAAUCACUGCGCGCCGGAACGUUAUCGAGAGAGAUCAAUAAGCAGAGGAGCGUGAUGGACGUGAUUAAUCAGUUCCAUAGGGGGGCUUUGCAUGACUUCUACAAUAGAUGGAAGAAUGGGGGAAUGACAAUGUUGCACUCGGGGUUUCUGCUGAAGGAGGUGGAGGAAGCAGCGAUGAAAAGACCGACGGCGACGAUCGGCCGAGCGUCGAGCACAUUGAAGGAGUGGGUGCCGCCUCGGGUUCCGCUGGCAGUGGAAUCUCGUGUUACAUCGCUGUAUUUAAUCGCGUCGCCGCAACUUCCACAAUUUCAACACUCCCCACUGCCAACCUCUUCCACUUCCAAUGCGAUAGUCCCUUUCCGUCCUAACCCCAUCCCUACCACUACUGCUGCACCCUGGAUACCUAGACAACGGAACAAUGACGGCGAGGUUUUCUCGUUUCUCCGCGAACUCGUUCAUGACAAAAGAGAAGAGAAGGACAGGAGGCGCGAAGAGGAGGAACGUCGAAGGAAGGAAGAGCAAAGAAGGAUUGACAAGGAAGAGGAGAGAAAACGACUCGAGGAAGAAGAGGCUCGGCAGGCUGAGAAGGAAGCUCGUAUGGCCAGAAUCAUCCACUCCAAGAUGGAGGAACUUGACAGACAGCACCAGGCAAGAACUGAAGAGGAGAAUAAAAAGAUUUGGAAGGAGAUUGAGCGAGUGGUUGAAGAACCAUCACGCAGCAAGCAUGAGAACGAGGCAGCUGUCGAGGAAGUUGACAACCGCAAACGCUCACAACAACGGAACAAUGACAGCGAGGUUGUCUCGUUACUCCGAGAACUCGUUCAUGACAGAAGAGAAGAGAAGGACAGGAGGCGUGAAGAGGAGGAACGUCGAAGGAAGGAAGAGCAAAAAAGGAUUGACAAGGAAGAGGAGAGAAAGCAACUCGAGGAAGAAAAGGCUCGGCAGGCUGAGAAGGAAGCUAAUAUAGCCAGAAUCAUCAACUCCAAGAUGGAGGAACUUGACAGACAGCACCAGGCAAGAACCGAAGAGGAGAACAAAAAGAUUUGGAAGGAGAUUGAGCGAGUGGUUGGAGAACCAUCACGUAGCAAGCAUGGGAAGGAGGCAGUUGUCGAGGAAGUUGACAACCGCAAACGCUCACAGCAUAUGAUCGAAGGGUCUCCUCCGACUCUCCCAGCUCAGGGCAAGGCCCGUACUACGACACCUACACAACAAGGACCUCCUCUUUCAUCUUUGGACGCUGGUCUUCUUCUCAUGGAGAUUGAUAAUGUUCAGCGUACGCAGGACACUCAGUUCAGCGUUAUCCGCAGAAAGGCCGUGGUUGCCUCCCCCGGUAAAGAAGGCCGAAAGAAGUACGCAGAAGACCUAAACAAAGAACUGCUCACCAAGACUAAGCACCAACUAGAGUCGCUCUGCAAGGCCGACAAGAUCAAGUAUUGUACCAAGAAGCAGGCCUCUGCCGAUCUGGCGGAGAUCCGUACACGAGAUUCAUACGGCGACGACUCAGAUGACGAAGGCCUUGACAAUAUUGCGUCAGACACUCAAGAGGAGAACCCCUCUUGAUAAUUUGCGGAUCCCGCCGUUAUUUGGCGGUACUAGUUUAAAACCUUUGGUAACAGGAGAGAUGUGGCCAUGAGGGCGUCAGAAUGGGAAUAUAGAGAAGCAUAUGCACGAUUUUUUGUCAUCCUCCUCGCUUUUUUUGGUCAACUAGCUUGGGCUAAGAAGUUUCUUAGUUUAUGGUCAGAUAUCCUUGCAAAUGGUCUAGAUCUGUUUCACCCCGCUGGUCCUUGUGUCUAUGUACUGAUUUCCCCUUUCUUCCAUGCAGUUUAUAUCGGUUCAACGACUAGGAAUCUUACGGAUCGCUGGCAUGAACACAUUAGACUGCCUUAUAGCUGCACUGGUAGUCAUUCCCAUCGUCUCAAAUCCUGGCUCGGUAAGAAAGGCUGGUACUGAUACGUUGCUUUCCCUAUCGCCUUCCCUCCGCUGGAGGAAUUGAGACAUGUUGAAUCCCUCUUGAUAUCACGAUGGAACCCUGCGCUCAACUCUCGUGUUUUUCACAAGAAGCAUGGAUGUCGUAGGAAAGGAAGAAGAGAGAAGGCUAUUUUUCUCAAUCACCAAGGAGUUACUCGCACCUCCUUUCCAGGAAGGCUCAUCUGUUUUUCCGUUGCCCCUGGUCCGUCCCUCCCUCCCCCCAACCCCUCGCCAUAUUCCUACUCUCUCCUCUCCUACCUGGAUGCUUUCGAAGUAAAGGUGUUACCACCGC